AUGGAGCCCUCCAGGAAGCUGCCAAAGACGUUGUCGCAGGGGGAUGCGGGGAGACGUUUACAGACGGAUGCGGAACCACCCAAAAAUUGCGACAUUAGACUUAAGCGCUCUGACGUGGAGGCGGCCUUUGCUUUCUUCGAUGUACAGAACAAAAAAGAAUUGAAGCCGCGCGACCUGAAGACGCGCCUCGCUGCCUUUUACCCCAACAUGACAAACAAGGAGUUGAAAUUCCUUCUUGAUGAGUCCACGGACGGCAGCUUUACCGUGGAGUCGCUUUGGAACAUCAUCAACAACUACAAUGGGAUGCAAACCUCCACGGUGGCAGCGAAUAGCUUGACGUUCGAUCCCGUGAAGGAGGCGUUUAACAUUUACGACCCGGAAGGUCGCGGUGUUGUUGAUGUGGAGGUGUUGUCCGGCAUCAUGAAGCGCAUUGGAUUUGGGGAUCUCUCGCAGGAGGAGAUGAAGCUGUUGAUUCAAACUGCAGACUUUGAUAAGGACGGGAAUAUCAACCUCGAAGACUUUCGGAAUCUCUUGAAAAUAGAUAGGUAG
Messenger RNA from Trypanosoma rangeli, 549 nucleotides. RefSeq lists its product as uncharacterized. Lineage: Eukaryota; Euglenozoa; Kinetoplastea; Trypanosomatida; Trypanosomatidae. Gene Ontology annotation, molecular function: calcium ion binding; enzyme regulator activity. The record is from RefSeq and is a predicted model, not a curated record. Bases 1 to 549 code for a protein of 182 amino acids. The transcript has a single exon.